GUGACCUGUGACAGUCCGUACUUCCACUGCCAACGUCCUCCGCAACGUUGCUUCCAGUACAAGCUAUACAACACUGUUACAACUCAGUUUACGUGCAAUACCGAACACCUACACCAUGUUUUUGACUCCUUGCCCGUCGUUAUUCCAUACGACUAAACCAUGCCGGUUUAUUCUCCCACGUCAAAACCAAGCGGUUGUUUCUCGAAGGUCAAAGGAAGUCCCUAUAGUUCAUUAGCUCCAUAUCAGCUGACAAUGAUUGAGAAAUUGGAAUUUUAUCUCGAAGGUCUAUAUAAAAGGAUACCAAGAACCUUUUCACGCAGUUAACUGGCUCCAAUGCUGACGCCGAAAUCAUGCAUGAAGUUGUUAUUUAUCCUCCUGCUGGAAUCUGAAGCCUUGAGAGCUCAGACGAUGGCCGGAAAUACGCCUGGUGCAUCGAGAGCGAUAGAAGAUCCGGCAAGCCUUGUUUUGCCAUUCAUCGGUACCACAAACGGAGGACACGUUUUCCCUGGUGCGACGCUGCCGCAUGGAAUGGCCAAGGUUGGGAUGGACACGGACUCACCGGGAAACCACGCGGGGUACGAUGCUGAUCCCCAAUUCAACGUGACUGGAUUCUCGCAACUUCAUGAUAGCGGUACCGGUGGUGCCGUGCCACUCUCGAACUUCAAGCUGUGGGCAUUGACGACCUGUACCUCCUUCGAAAAGUGUCCGACCUCCCUUGAUUCGCGAAAGCUGGGGCGAAAAAUUCUUCCAGAUGGCACGCCAGACGACUUUGCCUCCCCCGGCUACUUUUCAACCAACCUCUCGAAUGACAUACGCGUUGAACUUACUGCAGCUCGUCGCGCCGCUCUCCAUCGAUACACGUUUCCGUCCAGCGUAACUUUACCUCGCAUGGUAGUCGACCUUACCAAUGAUGGACAACGGAGCAGUAGGGAUCAGGAAAUGAGCCUUGACCCCAAAACAGCGAGAGUACAAGGUGGUGCGACCUUCACUGCCUCGUUUGGACCUGGGUCAUAUCGGGCUUUCACAUGUGUUGAUUUCAAGGGAGAAGGAUUUGAGCUUGGGGCGCCUGUGGAGUUUGGAGUUUGGUUGGCUAAUUCCCCCGUCAAGGGGGCCACGGAUUUGAAACAGGUGUAUGCUGGUUUCAGAGACGAAGUCGGGGCACUAUUUGCGUUCAAGCGAGCAUCUGAAGGGCCUACCAGAAUUCUUGCCAGAGUUGGCGUAUCGUUCAUCUCAUCUGAACAGGCUUGCACAAAUGCAGAAGAAGACAUUCCGGAUUUCAAUUUUGACCGUGUACAUCAAGCGAAUCGAGCGGAGUGGAAUGAGCUACUUGGACGUAUACAAGUGGAUACUACGGGUGUAUCUGAAGACACCGUCAAGUUGUUCUAUUCUUCUGUCUACCGAAGUCAUAUUUCUCCAGCGGAUUACUCGGGCGAGAACCCCAAAUGGAAUUCAACAGAACCAUACUAUGAUUCGUACUACUGCAAUUGGGAUACUUAUCGCACGCUAUACCCCCUUCUGUCUCUUCAAGAUCCAGCGAACUUUGCGAGGAUCGUGAGGGCGAUGAUCGAUAUACAGAAACAUGAGGGGUGGCUUCCUGAAUGUCGAGGUGCUACAGCGCAACAUUGGAUUCAAGGAGGAAGUAACGCCGAUCCAAUUUUGGGCGAGUUCUGGGUGAAGUUUCACGAACAAGCAACGGCACUGAACGUUUCUGGCGAUGAUCUGUACAAUGCCCUACUCGCUGAUGCUGAAAGCGAACCUCCAAACUGGAACCUUCAGGGACGACAAGCGAACGCUUGGAAGACGUUUAACUACAUUCCGCACGACAUCGUUGAUUCUGGCGGUGCCAACUCGAAGCAAGUUUCUCGGACUCUCGAGCACGCUUUUGGUGACUUUGCGAUUUCGCAAGUAGCGAAAAUCCGAGGGAACGCUGAGGAUGGUGCUAAGUACGCUCAACGCGCUGGCAACUACUUCAACGUUUGGAAUCCCAACGUUAGCGUACCGGAUGCUCCUUCUGUUCGUGGGAUGAUGCAGCCACGCUCGUCGAACGGAACCUUCGACUUUACCGACCCACGACACUGUAGCAUUCACGACCCGGAAAAGGCGACUUGUUUCCUGAAUGCUGCCAAUUUAGACGGGUUCUACGAGGGGUCACCGAUUAUUUACUCUCAGUAUGUCCCCCAAGACACCGCACGUUUACUCGACCUCCAGGGUGGUGCACAGAGCUUUAUCAACCGCUUGGACUUCAUUUUCGAACAGGAGUAUUUUGAACCCACAGACGAACCAUCACAGCAGAUGCCAUUCAUGUACCAUUAUGCGAACCGACCUGGGUUGAGUACACAAAGGUCCCGGCAAGUGAUUGCGCAGAAUUUCAAUACGAGUGUGAAUGGGCUCCCGGGGAAUGAUGAUUCCGGUUCGUACAAUCUUUCAAGCACAGCUCCUAGUUUCGUUGUCCUUAUACUUCACCUACUAGGUGCGAUGGGGAGUUACGCGGCGUUCUACCUCGCUGGACUUUAUCCUCUGCCGGCUACAAGGCAAUUCCUACUAUCUUCGCCGUACUUCCCAUCCAUAUCGUUUUUCAAUCCGGUAUUCAACUCCACCACGACCAUCAAGUCAAUUGGAUUUGAGGGGAAUCCUGAAGAUGGAACUGGAGGAAAGGUGUUUGUUAAGAACGUUAGGGUUAACGGAAAGCCGUACAAGACGAAUUGUUUUUUGGACUGGGAUGUGUUUAUCGGUGGAUCGACUGUUGAGCUCACGCUCACGGACGAUAUUGGCGUUACAUGUGGUAACGGGACAGAUACGUUGCCGCCGUCGUUGUCGACUGGCGGGUACAAUUAAAAUGUAGUACGAACGUGGAAGUGCCAAUUGAAGCCGAUACCGAAUCUCGCUCGCAUUUUACGGCCAG
Molecule: messenger RNA, 2902 nt
Organism: Marasmius oreades (fairy-ring Marasmius)
Lineage: Eukaryota; Fungi; Basidiomycota; Agaricomycetes; Agaricales; Marasmiaceae
Exons: 21
Coding region: 334-2835 (833 amino acids)
Biological process (GO): carbohydrate metabolic process; protein quality control for misfolded or incompletely synthesized proteins; protein deglycosylation
Cellular component (GO): nucleus; cytosol
Molecular function (GO): carbohydrate binding; peptide-N4-(N-acetyl-beta-glucosaminyl)asparagine amidase activity
Source: RefSeq, a predicted model, not a curated record